Messenger RNA from Sabethes cyaneus, 1408 nucleotides. RefSeq names its product bax inhibitor 1 (gene BI-1). The record is from RefSeq and is a predicted model, not a curated record. NCBI's taxonomy places the organism in Eukaryota, Metazoa, Arthropoda, Insecta, Diptera, Culicidae. Gene Ontology annotation, molecular function: enzyme binding. The transcript has 3 exons. The coding region runs from base 208 to 933 and encodes 241 amino acids. Gene Ontology annotation, biological process: negative regulation of apoptotic signaling pathway; negative regulation of RNA splicing; cellular response to unfolded protein. Gene Ontology annotation, cellular component: mitochondrial membrane.
ACCCACCAGCCUAGCACUAAUCAUUCGCGAAUUGAAUAAGACCAGAAGAGUACGCUGAGAGAAGAUCCUAGACGAAAAAAUAAAAAUAAGUCGUAAUACUAAGCAAUUUAAUCAGUGAAAAAAUAAUAUUUGUUAGUGCUGUUCGAUUCGUUAAUUGUGCAGAUUAUUGGUUUCAAUAUUUCAAGACAAAUUUCGUCAUAAAUUAAAAUGGCCACGUCAUUCUCAAAUUUUUCUUACGAACGCUUUGUUAGAAACAUGGGUCAAAAAUUGGAACCUAGCGUCCGACAUCAUCUGUCGAAGGUCUAUGGCUGCUUGACGGCUACUUGUGCGGCAGCAACGGUUGGAUCUAUGAUUCACCUUCGUGGUAUCUAUGAAGCAGGAUUCCUAAGUGCACUAAUCUCGCUCGGAUUGAUUCUUGGAUUGAUUUUCACACCGGACAAUGGAAAAAAUUUCAAUUUGCGUUUCGGUUUGCUGAUGGGAUUCGGUGCUUUCACCGGCCAUUCGUUGGGAUUGCUUUUGGAACAGGUCAUCUACAUUGAUCCGGCUAUUGUGGUUACGGCUCUCGUAGGAACAACCACUAUUUUCACCUGCCUGAGCGCUGCAGCAUUGCUUGCAAAACGUGGAAAGUAUCUGUUCCUGGGUGGCAUUUUAAUGAGCACUCUAAGCGCAAUGGCUCUGAUUAGUUUGGGAAAUUUGAUGUUCCGGUCCUACUUCAUUCAGGGGCUUAAUUUGUACAUCGGAUUGGCAGUGAUGGCCGGCUUUGUAUUGUACGAUACACAGAUGAUCUUGGAGAAACAUCGCAUGGGCAGCAAUGAUUGCAUUGCUCACUCGUUGGAUUUGUUCUAUGAUGUGCUGAGCAUUUUCCGCCGUUUGCUAAUCAUACUCACCCAGAAGGAACAAAACAACGAGCGCAAAAAGAAAAAUAACAAUUAAAGUUGGGUUGUGGUAAACUUUUUAUACUAUUCGUAGCGUCAGCUGCUGCCACCAUUUAUUGCAUUACGUAGAGGAUCGUUGUGGCACAAGUUUUGUAUCGACAACCUUGCGCAAAAUAAUCACCAAAAAAUUGGAAGUAACUUACAUAUGUACGAGUUGAUGUUGAGGAGAUAAUCAUACUAUAAUUUACCUCUGACUAUAGUUUAUGAAACUUGAAAUAAAAUGAGCCCUUCUACGAAAUUCACUCGUGUAAAAUAAAAAAACAAAAUAUUACGAAGUCAAUCCAAGAUUCUAUCAUUUCAAAAUUGAAUGAACAUAUGGCUAUCAAAAUGUUACACUCCGUAUUUUAACUGGAGGAUUUGUGCAUCACCUUUAGAAAUGUAAGACCUAAACUGGCUCAUGUGUAGAAAGAUACAUUAUAUAUUUAUCGUUCAUUGAAUAAAUGGAGUAUUUUCGGAAAUCCCACAACAGAAAA